Molecule: messenger RNA, 1416 nt
Organism: Bradysia coprophila
Lineage: Eukaryota; Metazoa; Arthropoda; Insecta; Diptera; Sciaridae
Gene: Stlk
Product: Ste20-like kinase
Biological process (GO): protein phosphorylation; protein export from nucleus; activation of protein kinase activity
Cellular component (GO): serine/threonine protein kinase complex
Molecular function (GO): protein kinase activity; protein serine/threonine kinase activator activity; ATP binding
Source: RefSeq, a predicted model, not a curated record
UUGUGUGCGUGUGUGUGACUUUGACAGCUGUGUUUUGAUUUUCUAAUUAUUUUUCAUUACUUUGUCUGGUUAGGAAAAACCACUUCUAACCAAUUUUUUAUAGCAGAUUUGAGUUUUUUUUUUCUUAUCAUCACGUUCAAUUGCUUCCCGAGACAGCGUAUUAAAUCUCAAAAUGUCUGCAAAACUUUAUUAGCUUUAGCUUCGUACGGCAAGCACAACAACAACAAAAAGAUUUUGUGACUUAAUUGAGAUGUUCGGCUCGGAUCCUAGUGAAUAUGUCCUCAAAUCUGAAUUGGCUGUCUGCUGUAAUGGCAUUGGAACUGUUUAUUUGGCCAAGCACAGACCGUCAAAUGAAUUCAUUACAAUCAAAAAGUUUAAAAUGGAUCGGGCAAAAUUAGAAGAAAACAGUCUCAUACGAGAUGAAAUACUAACUAUGCGACAACUGUGCCAUCCAAACAUUUUAUCGUUUCACUCAACAUUCGUAAAUAGUUUCGAAGUUUUCGUGGUGGCUCCGUUGAUGUGCUUUUGUAGCUGCAGAGAUGCAAUGAAUAACUUAUUUACCACAGGUUUUCCCGAACACAUAGUUUGCCUCAUUCUAAGAGACGUUCUUCUUGGCCUUGACUACCUUCACAAGAAAGGUUUCAUUCACCGAUCAAUCCGUGCCAGCCACAUACUUCUUAAUCGAAAUAAAGCCGUACUGUGCGGCUUUCGUGAAUGCAGCUGCUUGGUAUCACACGGUGAACGGGUGGCCACUUUGCACAAUCUUCCACCAUCAUCAGUCAAGAGUCUAAAUUGGCUUGCACCGGAAGUGCUGGAACAAAAUCUGUUAGGAUAUACCGAACAAUCGGACAUUUAUAGCUUGGGAAUUGCCACUUGUGAAUUGGCCAACGGUUUGGAACCAUUUUCGGAUAUGGCAACGACAUUUAUGCUUGUCGAGAAGAUACGCGGACAUCAACCGGCUCUAUUGGAUUGCUCCACUUGCCCGCCACCGACCGGUGGUGAUUCGGGCGUUGGAGAUAGCAUUGCCGAAACCAGACAGAUCUAUGGCAUGAGAAAGUUUUCCGAUAACUUUCAUAAUUUUGCUGAGAUGUGCAUGCAGCGGCAUCCGAUCGAUCGUCCAACAGUGGCGCAAUUACAAAAUCAUGUGUUUUUUAAGCAGAUCAAACAUAUGACACUAUUCGAACAAUUGUUGGCGUCGGGCAUUGAUACAUUGGACUGUACUAAAAUUAAGGAUGAAAACAUUGGUCUGUCUUGCGACUUUGGUGAUAUGAACAUUGAUGGCACAUUUGAAUGGGACUUUUGAUCAUCAUUUACAACGCACAGAAGGUUCGCGCUUGUUAUAUUUUUGACUGUAAAACUGCGACUAGGAUUAAACGCCGCGUUUCUCACCAAUAAACUAUCGAAAUUUAAAUUCAA